Lacerta agilis (Sand lizard) is the source of this 1873-nucleotide messenger RNA. Its product is annotated as acyl-CoA 6-desaturase-like. Bases 63 to 1397 code for a protein of 444 amino acids. The record is from RefSeq and is a predicted model, not a curated record. Lineage: Eukaryota; Metazoa; Chordata; Lepidosauria; Squamata; Lacertidae. Gene Ontology annotation, biological process: lipid metabolic process. Gene Ontology annotation, molecular function: oxidoreductase activity, acting on paired donors, with oxidation of a pair of donors resulting in the reduction of molecular oxygen to two molecules of water. The transcript has 12 exons. Gene Ontology annotation, cellular component: membrane.
GAUCGCCAGGAAGUGCGAAGCCGAGCCGUCGAGCGGGACGACGAAGCAGCGCGGGGCCGCUCAUGGGGAAAGGCGAGGAGCAAGGCGGGGUGUGCGGCGAGCGGGAGGCGCCGAGCCCCUCGUACACCUGGGAUGAGAUCCAGAAGCACAACGUGCACACGGACAAGUGGCUGGUGAUCGAGCGGAAAGUGUACAACAUCACCCAAUGGGCCAAGCGACACCCGGGGGGGCUGCGCGUGAUAAGCCACUACGCUGGCGAAGAUGCCACGGAUGCAUUUAAGGCCUUUCACCCUGAUCCUGUGUUUGUGAGAAAGUUUCUUAAGCCAUUAUUGAUUGGAGAACUUGCCCCAGGAGAACCUAGCCAAGACAGAGGCCAGAACUCUCAGUUGGUGGAAGAUUUCCGUGCCCUGAGGAAGACAGCAGAAGACAUGAACUUAUUCCAAGCGGAUCCUGUGUUUUUUUCUCUUUACUUGGGUCAUAUCCUUGUGAUGGAGGCUCUGGCUUGGCUUAUGGUUUCGUACUGUGGUACUAACUGGAUUACGACCUUCCUCCUCGCCAUCAUCCUUGCAGUUUCCCAGGCCCAGGCUGGAUGGCUACAACAUGACUUUGGACACCUCUCUGUGUUUAAGAAGUCUACAUGGAACCACUUAGUUCAUAAGUUUGUGAUUGGUCACUUGAAGGGUGCCUCAGCAAACUGGUGGAAUCACCGUCACUUCCAGCACCAUGCGAAGCCAAACAUCUUCAAGAAGGACCCAGACGUGAACAUGGUGCACCUCUUUGUCCUGGGAGACACACAGCCUGUCGAGUAUGGAAAGAAGAAGCUGAAAUACUUCCCAUAUAACCAUCAGCACGAAUACUUUUUUUUUGUUUUUCCACCUCUCCUCAUUCCAGUUUACUUCCAAAUGCAAAUCUUCAUGACCAUGUUCAGACACAAAUUCUGGGCGGACCUGGCCUGGGCCUUCAGUUACUACCUACGCUAUUUCACCAUAUAUAUCCCCUUCUAUGGAGUUCUGGGAUCCUUGUGUCUCCUCACCUUUGUCAGGUUCAUGGAAAGUCACUGGUUUGUAUGGGUCACACAGAUGAAUCACAUCCCAAUGGAAAUCGACAAUGACAAGCACAGAGAUUGGCUCAGUGCUCAGUUGGCAGCUACCUGCAACAUUGAACAAUCCUUUUUCAACGACUGGUUCAGUGGACACCUGAACUUUCAAAUAGAGCACCACCUGUUCCCCACGAUGCCGCGCCACAACUACCACAAGAUUGCACCGUUGGUGAGGUCCCUCUGUGCCAAGUACAAUGUCCCUUAUGAAGAAAAACCUAUCAUGAAAGCAUUCUCAGACAUUGUUGGGUCCCUAAAGAAAUCUGGAGCACUCUGGUUGGAUGCCUACCUCCAUAAAUGAAGCUGGAUUUCAAUAAAGGGGAAGGUGUUAGGCAAAGGGGGGGGGCUGGGGAUGUUCACAUAUGUAUUCUUAUUGUCCAAUUUCAGUGUGUAUCUGUGUGUACACAGCUUGAAGGGAAUUUCCUGUAUUUUAAAAUUGAUGCUGGGGUGGGUUCAGGGGACCUAUUUAAAAUCAGAGAGGGUUUCAGACAGGUCAGUUAAUGUCCAUAGAAUCUGAAUGGAAAACGCUGAUCUGAACACGUGAUGGAUGAGAAUUGUCCCAGUAGGUUUGGGGGUGGGUAUUUUGAGAAGGGAGGGUAAGUGAAGAAGCAAGUAGGCAGAGAUACUCUCCUGUUCCUCUUCCUGAGACUUACUACUUACUAUUAUUACUGUCCCAGACUCUCAGGUACUUGAUUCAUCUACACCGAUUUUAUUUUUCAAAGCAGUCAAGCUUCUGCAGAUGUUUGAAUCGCAAAACAAUCAUGGCUGGCUCUUUUU